UGUUAGCCGUUGUUAGGCAGUUGUAGGACGUGUUUUUCAUCGCUCAGCAAGUUCUUCUAAGAUCAACGAUACUUACCAAAGAGAUCUAUCGAGAUGAGUUGUAGUGAUGAACUAAUCACACAUGCAAUCAAUUAUAUCAGAGAAAAAUUAAAGAAGAGACCAGACAAAUUCGCCAUCACAAGUUUUGUGAACUCUAGGCAUGGCCUAAAUCACACCGACGUGGCUGACACUGUAGAUCAACUCGAAGCCAAGGGAGUUAUUUUCCGAAAGGUCAAGAAGAAGAGGCACUCAUUCUUCAUAUCUGACUUGGAUGAGGAUGAAAACUCUUCUAUAAUGGAGAACGAGACUGAAGACAGUAAUGUCGAAAGGAAAGAAGAGGAGAAACAGCGGCAAAGUGUUUUUGCACCCCGCCAUGACAGCCCUCCCUCGACCAUCAUGGACUUCAUUCGUGCCGAGCUUGAACAAAGGGAGCUACGUCUCGCAAACAAGAUCAUGGCCAAUCUGGAAGGAAAAUAUCUGGAAAAGGCAAAUAAUGAGAAAGUGCUUAUUGAAAGGUUAGAAAGGGAGGUGGAUUUUCUCAAAUCAGAAAUUCAAAAUAAGAACAAUCUACUUUCAAGUUUGCUCACAAACAUGGAAAAUGGCAGGACUAACAAUCGAAACGAAGACAAAGGUAGCGAAUGCAAGAAUAAUGCAGGACCUUACACAGACAAAGGCAAUGAAUGGAGACAAAUCAUCCCCAAGAGAGCUGGAAUCAGAAGAACAAGCAAGGAAAAGAGGCCAUCUAGUGAAUGCGACUGGCAUGCAAGUUAUGAGGAUUUUCCACCGCUAUCGAACAAAUUUGACCUGCUGUCAUCGUUGGAACUGAAUGAUACUGCUUCAGAUCAUUUUUGUACAGUAAAGUCUCCAAUAAAGUCACAAGAAUCUAAUAAAGUUACGGCAAGGAACAAAAGAGUUAUUCGCAAAGAUUUGGAAAGAAUGCCAUCAAGGCAAAAGGAUCUCCAUCGUGUUAUUGAUCAAGACCAACAGCCAAAACGAACCCAGGAUUGUAUUACUAUCAUCGGCGAUUCCAUGGUAAAAAAUAUUCAAGGAUUCAAAAUGAAGCAAGCAAUCAAGAAUGACCGAAAUGUUUAUGUUAAGUCAUUCUCAGGAGCAACAGUGGAUUGUAUGAACAGUUACGUUUGCCCAAAUAAAAAAAAUCCGAAGACAAUCAUUCUUCACUGUGGUACGAACGAUUUGAGAAGAUCCCAACCUGCCUGCAACAUCGCUAGAGAUAUCUUCGAACUAGCUAGAACAUUGGAAACCAGGAGUAACUCGGUCCUGAUUUCAGGGUUGGUACCCCGGGGCGACUCGUUAAAUGGAAAGGCCACUGAGGUAAACAAGUUGCUGAAGCAAAUAUGUAUAAGCAAGAACUUGAAAUUCAUUGACAAUUCGAAUAUAGAUCCAAGCAUACACCUUAACCGUAGCAGGCUACAUCUAAAUGACCGUGGAAACACGCUUUUAGCUAACAAUUUUAUUUAUAAUCUAGGAUACUGACU
Molecule: messenger RNA, 1535 nt
Organism: Rhopilema esculentum
Lineage: Eukaryota; Metazoa; Cnidaria; Scyphozoa; Rhizostomeae; Rhizostomatidae
Source: RefSeq, a predicted model, not a curated record